This is a messenger RNA of Dermacentor silvarum, 949 nucleotides long. Its product is annotated as ras-specific guanine nucleotide-releasing factor RalGPS1. The coding region runs from base 422 to 934 and encodes 170 amino acids. Gene Ontology annotation, biological process: Ras protein signal transduction; positive regulation of GTPase activity. NCBI's taxonomy places the organism in Eukaryota, Metazoa, Arthropoda, Arachnida, Ixodida, Ixodidae. Gene Ontology annotation, cellular component: plasma membrane. Gene Ontology annotation, molecular function: guanyl-nucleotide exchange factor activity. The transcript has 5 exons. The record is from RefSeq and is a predicted model, not a curated record.
CCAAUCCACUCAGCGUCCGUCAACAGCGGCGGAGUCGUGGUUUGUGGUGUUGGUGGAUGUUGGUAGUCCGAGCAGUUGAGUGGGUCGGAGUCUGGCAGUUCGAUAGGUCGACUAAAUGCGUGUAGCACUACGGAUUCGUGUUGGUCAGCAUUAUUUCAAGCCCAAGACUUGCGCGUUGUGUUUGGCACAAUAUAUAUGGCAUGAGAAACCGCCACUCAAUCUUAAUAUGCGCAGUCUGUGUUUGAUAGGAUCUGUCAAAUGGUAGAAGUAACCAUGCACGACCGGCGUCACGUCCGUGCCGUGUUUCCGCCCAUAUCUAAUCAGCAGAUCUUAAAGAAGUCGAUUUAGGACUCUAGUGCCCAUGAUUUGAAUGAUGUCACUCAUUUACCACAUGAUCACGAAGUGGGAAAUUACGAUCUGAAUGAAAUACAGCGCUAUGGUUCCCGCAGAUGUGCGCGGAGUCCAGGCUGACAGCUCGCACAACGCCGAGGCGAAACGCUGGCCUUGUGAUGGUUCAGUGUGGAGCUUGCGUUCGGAGCAGUCCACCCCCAGCUGUGAGAGCAGCACCUUGGAUGUGCUCAAGCUGGAUACUGAUGAGCUGGCUAACCAGUUAACGCUCCUAGAUGUGCAAGUGUUCUUGAAAGUUCACCCACAGGAGCUGGCUGGCUGUGGCUGGAACAGGCGAGAAAAGGUUCAACUAGCCCCUAAUGUUGUGGCUCUGACUGGCCGAUUUAACCAUGUGAGCUUGUGGGUGGUGCAGUCAGUGCUGUGCGAGCGGUCAGUUGGGCGACGGGCGGAGCUGCUGGGCUAUUUUGUGCGGCUGGCUCAGCAGCUGCAGCAGUUGGGCAACCUGCAUUGUGCUUGCGCCAUCGUUUCGGCCCUGCAGAGUGCUCCACUUUUUCGGCUCACAAAGACCUGGGCACAGGUAAUAUAAAGUCCUCUGCUGAGA